AUGGCGGCACUCAUGAACGGUACGGCGACAUUCAAUGCCGGCGAGCAAUCCAACUCCUUGCUGUGCGAAUCCAAUGGCUACGCCGCUACUUCCCUCACCGGGGGGGGUACCUGGCAGGUCCGUGUCAGCCGUGAGAAUCGCGAGCAGUUCACACUAUCAUACGAGGGCGACGAAAGCAAGACGCUCACCCUCUCCACGGAAGACUCUGGCAACCCCAACGAGGUCCCCAUUGUCACUAAGCCUAUGCAGAACCCUCCACACCCUACGCAGCUAUGGACCAUGGAGGAGUGUAUUGGGCCCAUGAUCUUCCCGCCCAUGAUGCAGGGCCGCCUCCAGAGUUGCGCUAGGCCUGACCUCUCUGCGGCCGUCGGUGGAAGUGCCCCUCUCCAGAGGACGCACAUGGGCAUUUCAGGGGUACCGAAUGAGCAAGCAAGGGAGAAUCGGGACGCUGGUUUAUGGCAUGUGCGCUAUAGGGAAGUUUCUUAG
Messenger RNA from Morchella sextelata, 486 nucleotides. RefSeq lists its product as uncharacterized. The coding region runs from base 1 to 486 and encodes 161 amino acids. The transcript is spliced from 2 exons. Lineage: Eukaryota; Fungi; Ascomycota; Pezizomycetes; Pezizales; Morchellaceae. The record is from RefSeq and is a predicted model, not a curated record.